AUGAGCCAACCGUAUCAGUCUGCCGCUCCAUCUAUGAGCUCCUACCCCGGUGAUCAUGGGAUGCAAUAUCACAAUCCCAAUAGUUAUCCGGCCUAUCCUUUGCUACUAGGAUCAGGCCAUGUGCCGGAGAGCCUUGCGUACUGGCAUACUUCAACCCCAAUUCAGCAACCAAAUAUUGCAGCUGGCGUUGGUUUACCCUCGCCGCAACAACAGCAGCAAACGCAACAACCUCCGCUGCAGCAGCAACCGCAAUCGCAAUCGCAACAGCAACAACUCGCUUCAGAACAGCGAAAGCACAAGCGCACACGCAGCGGGUGUCUCACAUGUCGCACCCGUCGAAUAAAGUGCGAUGAAGGUCGGCCAAUAUGCGAGAGGUGUCGAAAAGGAAACCGCGAUUGCGAAUAUGCUCAGCCAAAUACAAAAUCGUCCGGUCGCUCGGCCAAAGCCCGUAGACACCGAGGGAGCGUUUCCUCAGACGAAGAAGCUGGUCUGGAAGUGAUUCCGGACGAAGAUGAAAGCUUUGGUCCCUUCAGCAGCCCGUCAGAGCCAUCGAUAUCCAAAAAGAAAAGCAUGCAGUCAAUGAACAGGCCUCGGCCCAGGCAAACAUCAGAAACAUCCUCUAUGAGCAAAGCCAAGUCACAAUCGCCCGCUUCAGACUGGCAGCAGCUAUCUCAAUCAUCAAGCCCUCUCUCAGAUCUACGAUAUAAGAGCCAUUUCACGCAGCAGCCAGCUCGAGACUUGACCCAGCUUCACGGCUCGCGGGGAUUCAGAGAAGAUAUUCGCUUUUUUCUAAGGUAUCACCAGGAGAGGAUGAGUAACAAUCAUUACUUUCUGAGCCACGAGUGUAACAUGUUCUUUCGCGGCACGCUAUUUGACUUGGCCUUAGACUACAAACCACUCCUAUAUGCGCUUGUCGGUUUCGCUGCAUAUCAUUACAGUCUUGAACGGCCUGACGGAAAGAUGUAUGAGUUUCUCAAAUACUAUGACCGGUCUCUUCAGCUUCUUCGAAAGUCUCUAGCUUCGGGGGAAAUACACACUGAAGCAAUGCUCGCGACUGUUCUUCAACUAUCCACUUUCGAGGAAACUAUCGGUGACUGGGUCAAUCUCGUUGAUCAUCAUCAGGCUGCAGAUGCUCUAGUACAUGAAAUUCUCACCCCUCAAAGCAUUACCCAGAACCAAAUCCAUCGCUUCCUAUUCAUCUGGCACGCCCGAUUCGACCUUGUUGCGGGGCUUAUUGCCAACAGCGAGGCUAUCCUCAGUCGUGAAUGGUACACAGCAAUUGACGAACAUGAUGCCGCUCAAGCAGCCCGAAAUCCAGAUGAUGUUGAGAUCCAGAUAAAAUUAGUCUCAUCCCGAACGCGGCUUUUCGCAAUGGAUUAUGCCUCUUUAUUUGCGCGGCUUGCUCGCGGUCUGGUCGCCUACGACGAAUUCGCGAAACAACUUGAGGAAUUAGGGAAGACUGUCGAUUUCUUGCAUCGUGUAUUAGAAAAAUACGACACUUGCCCCGAAAUCACGAUGCCCGGUCCUGCUGUUCCGCUUCAGGGGCCAGAAGACGUACUUGAUACAAGCAUGCCUUGUCGAUUCUACCGAGAUUCCAUGUGGAGGGUGAACUUUGCUUGGGCUGAUGUGCUUAGUACAGAGCUCAUGUUCAAAUAUCAAUCACAUAUUUGUAUCGGGCAUCCAGAAGGACCCGAGCUUCAGAAGAUCGCGUUACAAAUCUGUCAUCAUGCCGAGAGCAUAGUCAGAUGGCCUGAAGUCGACGUUGGAACUGUCAUCGCUUUCCAUAACUGGCUAAUUCUCACCGCCAUGUUCCUACCAAGAGAUUCGAAGCACAUGAUGUGGAGUCGGAGGAUGAUUGCCCGACUUGAAAUAAACGGAUAUGUAUAUGCUCCCAAAGUCCGAGAGAGCCUUGGAGAGCUCUGGGCCGAUCCGACAGUACAGCAGUGGUGGAUACCAGACGACGAAGGAUGCCCACAUCUGGUAAAAGAAAUCCGGGCUCUGACAGAAGAACGGACGAACAACCCGCGAGAUCAGAUUCGCGAAGAUGUUCGGGACAUGAAGUCCCUCUUCUCGAAGAUGCGUCUUGACGAUGUUGGCAGCCAGGAGAGCAGCCCUAUGAGUGGAACGUUCACUGGAUCAUCACCUGCCCAGUCGUCGACAUCUGGACAGGCACCCCAAUAG
Talaromyces rugulosus is the source of this 2181-nucleotide messenger RNA. RefSeq lists its product as uncharacterized. Lineage: Eukaryota; Fungi; Ascomycota; Eurotiomycetes; Eurotiales; Trichocomaceae. Gene Ontology annotation, cellular component: nucleus. Gene Ontology annotation, biological process: positive regulation of transcription by RNA polymerase II. The coding region runs from base 1 to 2181 and encodes 726 amino acids. The record is from RefSeq and is a predicted model, not a curated record. Gene Ontology annotation, molecular function: transcription cis-regulatory region binding; zinc ion binding; DNA-binding transcription factor activity, RNA polymerase II-specific. The transcript is spliced from 5 exons.